CAGCUAUUUUUGUAGUUUAUACAGUAAACAUAAAGUCGGGUGUAUUUACUUCGCCACAGGCUACCGAUGUCCAAACAAACAAUAUGAAUUAAUCUAGUUUUUAUUUGAUUACCUCUUACACAGGCCUAGUUACUGAUUAAUCACUUGACCUAAUACGUUAGAAGUAGUGAACUUUGCUCUCAGAUGUCCCCAACAACCUUUGGUAUCUGAGCAACAGCAAAUAUUGAAGAGCAAUUUCUCUGACUGUGUACAAUUAAUAUUGCGCGGUUUAUAAAGCAGCCACAAACUUAUGACCUGCACUCGUUUUACAAUACAGACUCUUUAGAAGCUUUUGAAUUGUGGUUGCAAUGGACAAAACAUUUGAUGCUGAAUUUAAACUACCGGACCUACCAAUUUCGACAUUAGAAAACACAAUAUCUAAAUAUUUAGAUUCUGUAAGGGCAGUUGCAAGUGAUGAAGAGUUUGAAAACACGAAGAAAAUUUGUGAAGAUUUUCUUGAUGGUGAAGGAGUAAAACUUCAUGAAAAAUUACAGGAGCAUGCAAAAACCCAACGAAACUGGCUUGAAAAAUGGUGGUUGGACAAAGCUUACUUGGAACUUCGGUUUCCAUUGCCCUACAUGAACUUCGCUGGAUGUGCGACAUAUCAGGAUUAUUUUUGGCCAUUGAAAGAAGGCACACAGCUAACUAGAAUGGCUUUCAGUCUUCAUAUUGUUGCAACAUUUUGGCAACUUUUACGAAACCAGCAAUUGCCCCCUCAUAAAAGUGGCGCAGGUCAAACUCUCUCCAUGGAUCAACUGCGGACAGCAUUCAACACUUGUCGCAUACCUCAUCGUGGCAUGGAUGAACUUGCCAACCAUUUUAAACCUCGCUCGGAUGGUUACACCCCCUCACACACAGUUGUCAUAUGCAGAGGCUACUUCUUUAAAUUAAACUUGAUCAAUCCAAAAUCAGAGAAGCCAUAUACACCCCCUCAAAUUGAGAAAGCUUUACAAAACAUUAAAGACAAAUGUGUAGCUCGUGCUAACGCAGCUGAUGGUGUAGCCGCACUCACCGCACUUGAUCGUGACCGCUGGGCAGACAUACGAAAUCACUUGAUAGAUUUAAGUGAAAUAAACCAGAAGAAUUUGUAUGAGAUCGAGUCUGCAAUUCAUGUUGUAUCCAUGGAUGAAGAAAUAGUGGGGCAAACGGACACAGACAUUCUAAGAAAUGGUUUCAGUGGUAAUCCCACCCAGAGAUGGAGAGAUAAAUGUUUUAAUGAGAUUUGGGGAGCCAACGGUUCUUACUCCAGCAGUUGUGAACAUAGUGCAAUGGAUGGGAUGGUUAUGGUUUUGUUCGUUGAAUUCACUAUGAGUGUGUUGAAGCCGUGUAAUGGUGUGUGGAUGGGAUCUGCAGAUUGUGCUGAAUUUCCAAAACCUGAAGAACUAGAGUUCCGCUUGGAUGAGCAGGUUUAUGAUGCAAUAGAAGAAGGAAAGAAAGUGCAUCAAACUUUCGAUGAGGAUUUGCAACUUAUUGUUCCAUCUUUUACAAAAUUUGGCAAACUAGAACUCAAGAAGCUGAAGAUUGUCCCAGACGUUUUCAUUCAAAUCUGCAUUCAACUUGCUUACAUAAGACUGCAUGGAAAACCAGCAGCCACUUACGAAACUGCAACUACAAGAAAGUACUUUCAUGGGCGAACAGAGACGUGUAGAACCUGCACCCCUGAACUUGAAGCUUUCUGCGAAGCAGCUAAAAGCAGUGAUAACAAUAACGACCCUGUUGUUAUUGAGUUGUUGCGCGCAGCUCAUGAUAAAGGCUUGGCCCUCAUGCGGGCAAGUAGUGAUGGGAAAGGGUGUGAUCGCCAUCUUUUUGCUCUUGCUAUUGUAGCGAAGGAGCAAGGGUUGUCCCUACCUGCUUUAUUCAGUGAUCCGAUGUUUGAGAAAAGUGGUGGAAAUGGAAAAUUUGUUCUUUCAACAAGUUUUGUUGGAUAUUUCAACUGCAGUGGGGGUGUGCCGCCGAUGGUGGACAAUGGAUACGGAAUCUUUUACCGCGUAAACGACCACAAGCUACCUUACGUCGUUACCACCUGGAAACAUUGUGACGUCACAAACAACAAACUUUUCGCCGCAGAACUUGAAAAGGCGUUUGUAGAUGUUUUCAAAAUGUUUGAGUCAAAAUCGCAACUUUAAUGAAGAAAAAACGAUUUUUGCCGAUUUGUUUUAACUAUUACAAUGCAAGACCGCUUUAAACAUAAACCUCGAAUUAUUGUGUUAUUGUGUAAAAUAUUUUUCUGCGACCCUAAACCUCGUACUAAUGUUUAAAGUUUAUUUUAAUUUGUGCUGGCAUUAAAACGUAUUUGUACUAUUUUUAAUUGAAUUUACUUUGUAUAACCAGUCUUUCUGUGAACCUAAACCUCGAAUUAAUGUUUGAAGUGUACUUUAAUUUGUGCUCAGCCUACUUUUAAAAGUAAUGGUACUAUUUUUGAUUGAAUUUACUUUGUGCAACCAGUCUUUAACUGUAUGGAAAAUCGCUGAAGCAUUGAACGACGUUAACGCAAUAUAAUUAUACUUUGUGC
Messenger RNA from Ciona intestinalis (vase tunicate), 2551 nucleotides. NCBI's taxonomy places the organism in Eukaryota, Metazoa, Chordata, Ascidiacea, Phlebobranchia, Cionidae. The record is from RefSeq and is a predicted model, not a curated record.